Molecule: messenger RNA, 1113 nt
Organism: Penicillium cataractarum
Lineage: Eukaryota; Fungi; Ascomycota; Eurotiomycetes; Eurotiales; Aspergillaceae
Product: glutamine amidotransferase subunit DUG3
Exons: 4
Coding region: 1-1113 (370 amino acids)
Source: RefSeq, a predicted model, not a curated record
AUGUGCCGUUUCCUCAUCUACAAGGGCCGGAACGAGAUUCGUCUCAGCAAGCUUGUCACAGAGCCCAGCCAUUCCAUCCUCACACAAUCCUACGACUCCCGACUAAGAUUGGACAACCGACGCCCUGUAAAUGGGGAUGGCUUUGGAGUAGGCUUCUACACUGACCCCAAGCUGGGACCAGAGCCUUGCAUCUUUACAUCAACACUGCCAGCAUGGAACUGCGAGAACCUGGAACGUCUCGCGUCCAAGACAUGCUCGAAUCUAAUCUUUGCCCAUGUCCGCGCCACCACGGAGGGUGCUCUCGCAGACAACAACUGCCAUCCAUUCCAGCACAACACCCUCAUGUGGAUGCACAAUGGCAACAUCGGCGGGUGGAACUACAUCAAGCGUGCCCUGGGCGAGUCCCUCGCCGACAAGUGGUACUUGGGCGUCAAGGGCGGCACUGACAGCGAGUGGGCCUUUGCUCUAUUCCUUGAUCUCCUCGAGAAGGAGGGCGCCAACCCGAGCUCUGACCCUGGUCCCGAGGGCUUCGGACAGGCGUUGCUGCGCAAAGUCAUGAUGAAGACUAUUGCUAGGAUCAAUGAGCUGGUUCGUGAGGUUCCAGCUAAGCACAAUGUUGCCGUUGAGACGCGUAGCCUGCUCAAUUUUGCGGUGACGGAUGGCCAUACCGUUGUCUGCACGAGGUAUAUCAGCAGCAAGACGGAUGAGCCUGCGAGCUUGUACUUCUCCUCUGGGACUAAGUGGAAGGAGGGGAAGACCAAGGGUCAUUUCAAGAUGGAGCGUCAUGAUAAAGGCGCUGAUAUCGUGCUGGUGGCUAGUGAGCCGAUUACUUUUGAAAGACACAACUGGGUCCAGGUACCGACCAACUCUGUCGUGACAAUCCACAAGCAGACUGUCCUGUUGCACCCAAUCUUGGAUGAAUUCUACGGAGAAGAUCUCAACCAGGACCGCUCCUCUUGCUACGCAGUCUCCAAGGGCCUGGUCAGCACCGCGCCUGGUACCACCGUGCCCCCUCAGAAUGCGGCAGAGAAGUGUGCGCCUUCUGCAAACAACGGGCCUAGUCUGGAGGAUCCCCGGCUCGGGCACACCGCCAGGUGUGCGGCAACGCACUAA